Messenger RNA from Erigeron canadensis, 958 nucleotides. RefSeq names its product probable peroxygenase 3. The record is from RefSeq and is a predicted model, not a curated record. Gene Ontology annotation, molecular function: monooxygenase activity; calcium ion binding. The coding region runs from base 25 to 738 and encodes 237 amino acids. NCBI's taxonomy places the organism in Eukaryota, Viridiplantae, Streptophyta, Magnoliopsida, Asterales, Asteraceae. The transcript is spliced from 6 exons.
UCUAUUUCCUCAUAAAAUAUAGACAUGGAGAUUAACGAUGACCCGGUUGCAAUGGCGACAACGGCGCCAAUGGCACCAGUCACGGCCCAACGCUUAGUUAGGACUGACCUUGAGUCAUCUAUUCCUAAGCCAUACUUGGCUCGAGCCAUGGCUGCACCAGAUAUGGAACAUCCUGAUGGGGCACCCGAACACAAGGCUCAUGGCAUGAGCGUACUUCAGCAACAUGUCGCCUUCUUUGAUCAAAACAACGAUGGCAUCGUUUAUCCUUGGGAGACUUACACUGGGCUUAGAGACAUUGGGUUUGGUAUGCUGUUUUCACUGAUCGCUGGGCUCGGUUUCAACAUAACAUUUAGCUACCCCACUCUACCAGGUUAUAUACCCUCUCUUCUGCUUCCUGUUUACAUAGCUAACAUACAUAAAGGCAAGCAUCCAAGUGAUUCCGGUACAUAUGAUACAGAAGGAAGGUAUUCGCCGGUUAACUUCGAAAAUAUGUUUAGCAAAUACGGCAAAACAGUGCCGGAUAAACUAAGUUUGAGAGAGCUAUGGAACAUGACAGAAGGAAAUCGUGUGUCGUUCGACCUUGUGGGAUGGAUACUGAAUAAAGUGGAGUGGGGCGCCGUAUACAUUAUUGCUAAAGAUGAUGAAGGUUUUCUCUCAAAAGAAGCCAUGAGAGGUGUCUUUGAUGGCAGUCUAUUUGAAAAUCUUGCCAAAAAGAAUGCACCCAAAAAGGAAAAAUAGAUGUCGUAGAAGCAAGUAAUUGUGCGCAUAUAUAGACAAAUGUUAAUGUGGACCGUGGACGUUGGGAAAAAAACAUGCAUAGUAUAGAAGAUACGACACUUCAGACGCAAACCCAUGUAUAUGCAUAUAUAGACAAAUGUAUCAUUUGGAUACUUUGACAAUAAAAAUAACAGCUGUAUGUUGGAUUUAAAUAUAAUAAAAAGGUAUGCUACUUUAGUAA